This is a messenger RNA of Trichoplusia ni (cabbage looper), 12078 nucleotides long. RefSeq lists its product as uncharacterized. The record is from RefSeq and is a predicted model, not a curated record. The coding region runs from base 33 to 11966 and encodes 3977 amino acids. NCBI's taxonomy places the organism in Eukaryota, Metazoa, Arthropoda, Insecta, Lepidoptera, Noctuidae. Gene Ontology annotation, molecular function: pigment binding. The transcript has 67 exons.
AUUGCAUUGUGCCGGUAAUCAACUAUGAAAUAAUGAUGAAAAAUAUACUAUUAGUUUUUAGUCUUCUUGGACUAUUUUGUGUGUGUUUGGCCCAAAUCGAUCAAGAUGGACAGUGUGACCUAAAUGUGGGAUUACAGGAAAAUUUCAAUAUUGAUGAAUUCCUAGGUACGUGGUAUGAGCUACGCCGAACUGCAAACCCGCACAAUCAAGGAAAAUGUGCUGCUUUCCACCUGACAAGGAACCAGAACCCACAAAGCAGCAAUAUCAUUAAUGUGCUCUAUGAUUCUGUCAACGACAAUUUUGCUGAGGAGUCUACUGGUACGAUUACUGUGCCUGAAGAUGGUUCAGCGAAACUGAGUCUCUCUCUCUCUGCCUUCCCUAAUGCUAAGCAGUUCUGGGUUCGUUUAACAGAUUUUGAAACAGUGGCUUUAACAUUCUCUUGUGAAAACUUGCCACAAAAUAGGAGAAGAGUUCACAUAUGGGUCCUCGGUAAACAGAACCAUCUCCCCAGUGGAUUGCCCGUAAACCUCAUCAACACAGCUCUGAACAACUUAUUUGACAUCAGUCUGGAACAACUAGAAGUUGUGAGUCACACUCCGAAUGACUGCGUCAAAUUGCCCGUUAUUGGACCUAAUCAGCCGGUUCUUUUAGAUGGACAAUGUGAUCAGACUAUACCUGUGGUCCAAAACUUCAACGUAGCUGAUUUCACAGGGCUAUGGCACCAAAUUUCGAAAUACCACAACGAUCACAACCAGGGGGCAUGUAUCAGAGCCGAAUAUUCUUCUCCUGUCAAUGGAGUGGUCAGUGUACUGAACAGCGAAGUCCGCAAUGGAGAACUCGUCUCCAUCACUGGUCAAGCAACUCCUAGUACUAAUGAUAACAGCGGUAAAUUAACAGUUACCCUGAAUCUUUCGACUGGUGGUACGGCGACUCAAGACUUAUGGGUCAUAGACACUGAUUAUAAAAAAUACGCAGUUGCGUAUGCUUGUGUGAAUCUACCUGCAACGAACCAAAAACGAGUUUUCAGUUGGGUACUAAGCAGGUCGCGUCGUUUGCCAGAAGAGUCAGAAGAUGCUGUAAACAAAGCUAUCGAUUCCGUGGUGGAACUGAAUAGAAAAUACUACCAGAUUACUGAUCAGUCUGAUUCAGCAUGCUUCUUCUAUCCGAACCCAGUAGAAAACACGCCUGUUGUGUUUAGAGGACAAUGCGAAUCUGUUAACGUCCAAGCUAUGGGUAGUUUUAAUGUUGGCAAUUUCAUGGGAACAUGGAAUACUAUCGAAAUGUACCCAGCGUCAUCGCAAGGUGGAACUUGCAGUAAUGCAUUUUACGAAUUGACCACUGAUAACAAAGUCAAUGUUGUCAACUCUCAUGUCGUCGGACAAGAACUGCUAACUGCCAGUGCAGUGGCAGUCCUAGCAUCUGAUGAUGGAACUGCUAAACUUGAAGUGACCUUCCCAAGCUCUCCUACUCCGUUUUUGCUAUGGGUAUUGGCUACAGACUACCAGAACUACGCUUUUACGUACUCCUGCACAAACAUAAAUGAGGACGAGAUGAGAGUGGUCAGUUGGAAGCUGAGUAAAACAAAAGAGCUUAAUGAAGACUCAAUCAGGGCAAUCAACGAGGUUAUAGAUAGAGUGUCAGUUCUGGAUCAGCGCUACUACGAGCGCAUGCCGCAGACAGUUGAAGACUGUUUCUACUUCCCCAAAGCAGAACCGGGAGUCACUGUCAGAUUCCCCGGCUCUUGCGAUGACAAUGUACCUGUUCUUGCGAACCUGGACUUCGGAGCAUUCGACAAAACAUGGUAUGAAGUAGAAUCAUACCCAAAAUCCCUACAACCUGGACAGUGCAUUUCCCACGAAUUCAUUCCAUCUGGAACCACAGGAUACAACGUGGAGUCAUACUCUAUCUAUGACCAAUUCGUCACCCCUCUUAGAGGAGUUUUAACUAGGAGCCCUACCAAUGAUGGGAAAAUGACUCUUACAAUUCCAAAUGCUAACGGACCAGAUACAACCAUACCCUUCUGGGUAAUAGGGACAGACUACAAUGAUUAUGCACUCGCUUACAGUUGCCAAAAUGACAAUGGUUACAGAAAGAUUUGGAGUUGGAAACUGAGCAGAACAAGAACCCUGUCUCCAUCAGCUAUCACAAAUAUAAACAACUUGAUGCAAAAUAAUGUUGUAUUAGACCAACGGUAUUAUCAAACUGUUCUCCACACAACCAGUGCAUGUGCCUAUUUGCCAGAACUUAACCCUGGUGAUGAUAUUAUUCUACCCGGUCAAUGUGACACGAACAUACAGGGCAUAGCAGGUUUUGACACCUUGAAGUUUUCUGGUCGCUGGCGUUUAAUUGAAAGUUAUGCAACAUACCGACAGUCGGGAACAUGUAACGUAGCUGAGUACACAUUCGUCGAUAGUCGCACUAUGACAAUAGUAAACUCUCAAGUUAGAAAUCAAGAACUAGAAACUAGGUCUUUUACGGCCAUUAGUGCCAAUGGAGAUGGAAAACUAACCGUCACGAUAAGUAAUAGAUCGUUUGAGUUAAUUGUACUGGACACUGAUUACACAUCAUACGCACUUGCCUAUGGUUGUACGAACAUAAAUGAAAAUGAAAGGAGAAUUUUCAGCUGGAAACUAAGCAGACAAAAUACAUUAUCGGGAACCGCAAUUUCCAAAAUUAACGAAGUCGUUAACAGCAUUGAAGUACUAAACAAUCGGUUUUACUAUAAAGUAGACCGCACUCAGACCGGCUGCUUCUACUACCCACCAGUGGAUCAAUCGACGCUUGUCAAAUUCCGUGGCCAAUGCAGCCAGUAUAGUAACAUACCAGUUGAGAGAAACUUCAACGUUCAGGAAUAUAUGGGUACAUGGUAUAACGUUGAGACGUAUCCUGUCAACGACCAAACGGGUUCGUGUAAUACCGCCGAAUACGAAUUACCUGCCACGGGCCCCGUCCAAGUACUCAACUCAGAAGUCCGUAACGAACAACUUUUCUCGAUCUCGGGAACAGCCGAGCUGGAGAGCAGUGUUGACAACAGUGCAAAACUUAAAGUAACUUUGAAUGUGGGCGGCACUCCAGUUGCGACAGACCUCUGGGUUCUAACCACCAACUAUAAGGACUACUCACUUGCGUACUCCUGUCGAGACAUUGACGAUGAGUUCAUGACUGUUUCCAUUUGGAAGCUGAGCAGAACAAAGGAGUUGGACCCAGUUUCGUCACUCGCUAUAACCAACUAUAUGACUACAAUUCCUAUACUGGACGAAAGGUACUUCAUCGACCGUGAUCACAGUCCAGAAGGCUGCUUCUACUACCCCGAACCUGAACUCGGCAAGCCAGUGGUGUUCCCCGGAAAGUGUGAUGAGAGUAUUGCUACUAUGGCUCAAUUCAACAUGCAACAGUUCCAAGGCGUGUGGCACGAAAUUGAAAUGUAUCCUGAGGCGACCCGGACUGGGCAGUGCGUAAACCGCCAGUUCACAGUAGAGGGCAAUGGCUUUAAAGUGCAGUCAUCAAAUAUAGACAAUCAGAUUCUUAAUCUACCGGCGCCCAUUACCCUCGUACCAACCAGUGGCAGUAGUGGAAAGUUCACAUUUACCGUCAACACUAAUUCAGGUCCUGUCGCAAUUCCGUACUGGAUUCUGGACACUGACUACCAGAGUUAUGCGCUAGCCUAUAGUUGCCUGCCGCUGAAUGAACAUUUUAGACAAGUCUGGAGUUGGAAACUCAGCAAAUCUAAGACAUUAACAUCGACCGCCCAGCAAGCAAUCAACGAAGCUAUCAAAGACAUAGCCGUAUUAAACAACGACUACUACGAGGAUGUUGACCAAUCAGAACGAGCGUGCUUCCACCUGCCUCCUCUAGAGGCCGGAGCUCCAGUCAUACUCCCCGGGAAAUGUGACCGAACUAUUGCUGGUGUUAAAGACUUCGACCUCAAAAGGUACACUGGACGUUGGCGUCUUAUCGAAUCUUACGGAACUGACUUCCAAAGUGGCCAGUGUAACGUCGCCGAAUACACUGAGCUGAGCAGUGACACUCUUGCAGUAGUCAAUUCACAAGUUGUUGGAAAUGACCUUUUAAGUGCUUCUGGGACAGCUCGUCUGAGCAGUACUGACGGCAGCGGAAAACUUCUCAUUCAAAUAUCUAACAAUGCAGAACCAAUCGAAUACAUUGUACUCGAUACUGAUUACACAAACUAUGCAUUCGGAUACAGCUGUGUGGACCUAGAAAACAACCAAAGGAGAGUUUACAGCUGGAAAUUGAGCCGCCAAAAUACUCUUAGCGAAACUGCAGUCUCCAACAUCGACAAAAUUGUCGAAACUAUUGACGUUUUACACAAUCCCUACUACUAUAAAGUAGAUCGCACUCAGACCGGCUGCUUCUACUACCCACCAGUUGAUCCUUCGACGCUUGUCAAAUUCCGUGGCCAAUGCAGCCAGUAUAGUAACAUACCAGUUGAGAGAAACUUCAACGUUCAGGAAUAUAUGGGUACAUGGUAUAACGUUGAGACGUAUCCUGUCAACGACCAAACGGGUUCGUGUAAUACCGCCGAAUACGAAUUACCUGCCACGGGCCCCGUCCAAGUACUCAACUCAGAAGUCCGUAACGAACAACUUUUCUCGAUCUCGGGAACAGCCGAGCUGGAGAGCAGUGUUGACAACAGUGCAAAACUUAAAGUAACUUUGAAUGUGGGCGGCACUCCAGUUGCGACAGACCUCUGGGUUCUAACCACCAACUAUAAGGACUACUCACUUGCGUACUCCUGUCGAGACAUUGACGAUGAGUUCAUGACUGUUUCCAUUUGGAAGCUGAGCAGAACAAAGGAGUUGGACCCAGUUUCAUCACUCGCCAUAACCAACUAUAUGACUACAAUUCCUAUACUGGACGAAAGGUACUUCAUCGACCGUGAUCACAGUCCAGAAGGCUGCUUCUACUACCCCGAACCUGAACUCGGCAAGCCAGUGGUGUUCCCCGGAAAGUGUGAUGAGAGUAUUGCUACUAUGGCUCAAUUCAACAUGCAACAGUUCCAAGGCGUGUGGCACGAAAUUGAAAUGUAUCCUGAGGCGACCCGGACUGGGCAGUGCGUAAACCGCCAGUUCACAGUAGAGGGCAAUGGCUUUAAAGUGCAGUCAUCAAAUAUAGACAAUCAGAUUCUUAAUCUACCGGCGCCCAUUACCCUCGUACCAACCAGUGGCAGUAGUGGAAAGUUCACAUUUACCGUCAACACUAAUUCAGGUCCUGUCGCAAUUCCGUACUGGAUUCUGGACACUGACUACCAGAGUUAUGCGCUAGCCUAUAGUUGCCUGCCGCUGAAUGAACAUUUUAGACAAGUCUGGAGUUGGAAACUCAGCAAAUCUAAGACAUUAACAUCGACCGCCCAGCAAGCAAUCAACGAAGCUAUCAAAGACAUAGCCGUAUUAAACAACGACUACUACGAGGAUGUUGACCAAUCAGAACGAGCGUGCUUCCACCUGCCUCCUCUAGAGGCCGGAGCUCCAGUCAUACUCCCCGGGAAAUGUGACCGAACUAUUGCUGGUGUUAAAGACUUCGACCUCAAAAGGUACACUGGACGUUGGCGUCUUAUCGAAUCUUACGGAACUGACUUCCAAAGUGGCCAGUGUAACGUCGCCGAAUACACUGAGCUGAGCAGUGACACUCUUGCAGUAGUCAAUUCACAAGUUGUUGGAAAUGACCUUUUAAGUGCUUCUGGGACAGCUCGUCUGAGCAGUACUGACGGCAGCGGAAAACUUCUCAUUCAAAUAUCUAACAAUGCAGAACCAAUCGAAUACAUUGUACUCGAUACUGAUUACACAAACUAUGCAUUCGGAUACAGCUGUGUGGACCUAGAAAACAACCAAAGGAGAGUUUACAGCUGGAAAUUGAGCCGCCAAAAUACUCUUAGCGAAACUGCAGUCUCCAACAUCGACAAAAUUGUCGAAACUAUUGACGUUUUACACAAUCCCUACUACUAUAAAGUAGAUCGCACUCAGACCGGCUGCUUCUACUACCCACCAGUUGAUCCUUCGACGCUUGUCAAAUUCCGUGGCCAAUGCAGCCAGUAUAGUAACAUACCAGUUGAGAGAAACUUCAACGUUCAGGAAUAUAUGGGUACAUGGUAUAACGUUGAGACGUAUCCUGUCAACGACCAAACGGGUUCGUGUAAUACCGCCGAAUACGAAUUACCUGCCACGGGCCCCGUCCAAGUACUCAACUCAGAAGUCCGUAACGAACAACUUUUCUCGAUCUCGGGAACAGCCGAGCUGGAGAGCAGUGUUGACAACAGUGCAAAACUUAAAGUAACUUUGAAUGUGGGCGGCACUCCAGUUGCGACAGACCUCUGGGUUCUAACCACCAACUAUAAGGACUACUCACUUGCGUACUCCUGUCGAGACAUUGACGAUGAGUUCAUGACUGUUUCCAUUUGGAAGCUGAGCAGAACAAAGGAGUUGGACCCAGUUUCAUCACUCGCCAUAACCAACUAUAUGACUACAAUUCCUAUACUGGACGAAAGGUACUUCAUCGACCGUGAUCACAGUCCAGAAGGCUGCUUCUACUACCCCGAACCUGAACUCGGCAAGCCAGUGGUGUUCCCCGGAAAGUGUGAUGAGAGUAUUGCUACUAUGGCUCAAUUCAACAUGCAACAGUUCCAAGGCGUGUGGCACGAAAUUGAAAUGUAUCCUGAGGCGACCCGGACUGGGCAGUGCGUAAACCGCCAGUUCACAGUAGAGGGCAAUGGCUUCAAAGUGCAGUCAUCAAAUAUAGACAAUCAGAUUCUUAAUCUACCGGCGCCCAUUACCCUCGUACCAACCAGUGGCAGUAGUGGAAAGUUCACAUUUACCGUCAACACUAAUUCAGGUCCUGUCGCAAUUCCGUACUGGAUUCUGGACACUGACUACCAGAGUUAUGCGCUAGCCUAUAGUUGCCUGCCGCUGAAUGAACAUUUUAGACAAGUAUGGAGUUGGAAACUCAGCAAAUCUAAGACAUUAACAUCGACCGCCCAGCAAGCAAUCAACGAAGCUAUCAAAGACAUAGCCGUAUUAAACAACGACUACUACGAGGAUGUUGACCAAUCAGAACGAGCGUGCUUCCACCUGCCUCCUCUAGAGGCCGGAGCUCCAGUCAUACUCCCCGGGAAAUGUGACCGAACCAUUGCUGGUGUUAGAGACUUUGAUAUUAAUAAGUACUAUGGACGUUGGCGACUUAUUGAGUCCUAUGGAUCUGAUUUCCAAACCGGGACAUGUAACGUUGCACGGUACACUGUGCAAGGAAACAUUCUUCAGGUGGUCAAUUCACAAGUUGUGGGAGAGGCCCUAACAAGCGUUUCUGGAACGGCUCGUGUUGUCAGUACCGAUGGCACUGGCAAGCUCCUCUUCACAUUCCCAAGUCAAUCCAUGGAAGUCAUCGUACUGGACACUGAUUAUACAGAUUAUGCGUUAGCGUACAGCUGUGUCGACUUGGAAAACGACCAAAGAAGAGUUUACAGUUGGAAAUUGAGCCGAGGAGAUACUCUUAGUCCAGACGCAACAGUUAAGAUUAAUGCAAUUAUAAACAGUAUUGACGUAUUGCACCAACCCUAUUACUACACUGUGAAACGCACUGAAAACGAUUGUUUCUACUAUCCACCGGUAAACCCAAGCGUCCCAGUGGUGUUCCGUGGCCAGUGUCGCGAUGACAUACCCGUUGUCCAAAACUUUGACGUUGAAAAGUAUUUGAAACUUUGGCACGAUAUCGAAUCUUAUCCUAUGCCUUUCCAAGCUGGUUCCUGCCCCAAUGCUUUCUAUGAUGUGCUUGACGCAAGUACCGUCAGCGUAUUCAAUACUCAAGUUAUUAGCCAAACCUUAGACACUAUUGUUGGAAAAGCAGUUGUAACAUCUAAUGAUAACAGUGCGAAACUCGAGGUCUCUUUCGAAGGUUUUGUUGAAGGUACUACGGACUACUGGGUGUUAUCAACUGACUACUCUACGUAUGCUUUUGUCUAUUCAUGCACAAAUUUGGAUGACGAGUUUAUGUCAGUUGUGAGUUGGAAGCUUAGCAGAACUAAAGCAGGCUUGACUGAUGGUGCCACUUCAAAGAUAAACGAAAUUAUUGGCAAUUAUAAGUUUUUGGAUGACAGAUAUUAUAUUAAACGCGAUCAGUCGCCUGAAGGCUGCUUCUACUACCCUGAUUACCAGCCAGGAGUACCAGUAGAGUUCCCUGGCAUCUGUGAUGAGAAUAUACAGGCUGUAUCUGCUUUUGACUUCGAAAAAUUCAAAGGUACUUGGCACGAAAUCCAAGCUUAUCCGAAGGAAAACCAACCAGGGCAAUGCAUCAGCCAUGAAUUUACACCUGACUCCACAACCAGCUACCUUCUCAACUCCUUCAAUGUGUUUAACACACAGCUAUCUAAAUCAGAAAGCAAAGUCACUUACUACAAUAACAAUGAUAACAGUGGAAAACUAAAAAUUGAACUGCCUAAUGGUUUAACUAUACCUUACUGGGUUCUGAGCACGGAUUACACAAAUUACGCUCUAGUUUACGCUUGUGUCAAGAGCAGAGAUGAUUACAGACAAGUCUACAGUUGGAAACUCAGCAGAAGUAAACAACUGACUCAAGAUGACAAUGUAAAGAUCGAUGAGGCUAUAUCUAAAGUUGAUGUUCUGAAGCAAGUUUACUACGAGACCAUUCAGCAGACUGAAAACGCUUGCUUCUACUAUCCCGUGUUGGGUCCCAAUGAUCCUGUAAUUUUCCCCGGUCGUUGUGAUGCCAAUAUUCCUGUACUACAAGGGUUUAAUUCAGAAGCGUACCUAGGACAUUGGAGGUUACUCGAAUCGUACUACACUAGUUUCCAAGAAGGGGCAUGUAACACAGCUACGUACUCUGAAGGUCCGAAUGAUUCCGUUAUUGUGGUUAACGCGAGGGUUAAUAAUCAAGAAUUGUUCACAAUCACGGGAUCCGCUGUCUUGGCUACAACAGAUGGAAGCGCAAAACUUUCAGUUACUUUCCCAGGCUCUAGUGGAACUGCUGACUAUUGGAUCUUGGACACUGAUUACAAUGAUUACGCACUUAUUUACUCGUGUGAGGACUUAGAGGAUGACAGAAGAAGAGUUUGGAGUUGGAAGAUGGGCAGAAGGAACACCUUAUUACAAGAUUCAAUAAAUAAGAUCAACCGAGUCGUUGACAGCAUCAAUGUACUGGACGCACGAUACUACCAGAAAAUAGGCCGAACGGACGCUGACUGUUUCUAUUUCCCAACACCAAACCCCGACAAGAAUGUUGUCUUCCCCGGUCAGUGUGACCAGAACAUUCCAGUCGUUCAACAAUUCAACGCUGAGAGGUUCAGAGGCACAUGGUACGACUUAGAGUCGUAUCCUACCGGCUUCCAAAGUGGAACAUGUAAUACCGCCAACUACGAAUUGAACCCGGACAAUACAUUCAACGUAUUAAACACACAAAUUGUUAAUCAACUUCUGCAAUCCCGGCCCGGUACUGCCAGUGCAACUACAACUGAUGGAAGCGCCAAGUUUGAAGUUAGCUUCUUGAUUAACGGAGAAUACGUUAAAAGAGAUUAUUGGGUAUUGGAAACGGAUUACCAAAACUUUGCAUUUGUAUACACUUGCCGCAACCUUGAUGAGGAAUCCAGAGAAGUUUUCAGUUGGAAAUUAAGUCGAACAAAAUCUUUCAACUCUGCAUCUACCGAUGCAAUCGACAAAGUGAUUCAGAACGUCGACGUCCUUCAACCAAAAUACUAUGUUAAGAGGCUACACACCCCUGAAGCCUGUUUCUACUAUCCUGACAACAACGGAGGCGAUGUCGUGUUGUACGGAAAAUGUACCGACGAUAUUCCAUACAUGACAAGCUUUAAUGCCCAAUUAUUCCAAGGUACAUGGCACGAAGCAUCACGGUUCCCGUCUGACCUUCAAGAUGGUGAAUGUACUGAGUCCGGCUUUACCUUAGAUGAAAAUACAAACACUUUCAACGUCAUCCAAACGACUGUCAACGAUGAAAUACAAACAUCCAGCGUCUUGCAAGCUACUGUGGCCACAGACGGAAGAGGUGUCUUCACCGUAACAAGCGAUGGAGUGCCAUUCAACGAAUUGUAUGUCUUGGACACCGAUUACGACAAUUUUGCGGUACUAUACAGCUGCAGGGAUCUCGAUCUCGAAGAGGAAAGGAAGCAAGUUUACAGUUGGAAACUUAGCAGAAGACGUGAAGGCUUUUCCGAAUCAGUCCAGGAUACUAUCAACCAGAUCGUGUCGGACAACAUUGAUCUUAAUGAGCCCUACUACAAAGAAACUGGUCAAGACAGCAACUCUUGCUUCCACUACCCAGUAUUGGAUAAUCCCGAUGUGAUUGAAUUACCAGAACCUUGCAAUCCCGAUAUAACUGGCAUCCCCGACUUUGAUGCGGAAGCGUACUUGGGCCGCUGGUUCGAAGUGGAAAGAUACCCGCAACCAACUCAAGCUGGACAGUGUAAUCGCGCUGUAUACAGUGACCUACAGGGUGCUACCGUUAAGGUGGUUAAUAGCCAGGUCCUUGACAGAAGGUUAUUGUCUAUUGAAGGCUCAGCUACCGCUAGUGCAGAUGGAAGUGGAACAUUAAAUGUCAACUUUAAUGUUAACGAUGAAGCCAGAGCAUCCAAUUUAUUGGUAUUAGCUACUGAUUACUCGUCAUACGCUCUGGUGUACAACUGUGAGACCUUGGACAACGGAAUGAGACAAGUUGGCAGUUGGAAACUCAGUAGAAAUAAAACGUUAAGUACUGGCGCGAUUGAGAAAAUAGAUGCAGUUGUUGCUGCAACUCAAGGUCUAAACCCGAUUUACUAUCAGAGGACAAGUCAAGAAGACGAUGUGUGCUUCUACGUGCCCGAACGUGAGCCUUUAACGGCACCACGCUUUAGAGGACAAUGUGGGGAUGUUAAGGGAAUUCAAGUUGAUGCUAACCGAUUCGUUGGCUGGUGGCAUGAAAUGAGAAGGUACGCAUCAGACGGAUUCGCUGGAGAAUGUAUUAGCUCUAACUACGAGCAAUCAGGCGAUACUCUUCUGGUCGUUGAUACGAACGUCGUAGGAAACAGCGGCGCAGUGAACAACGGCGUAGUUACGACCGCCACUGUUACAAUCACCGAGGAUGGCGUGUUACGUAAAGUUUUCAGCAACGGAAAUGUACAAGAAAUUGUGGUACUUGCUACUGAUUACGAGAACUAUGCCCUGUUAUAUUCGUGCGAAAACGAUGGUGAUGAAUACAGACGUGUAUGGAGCGCAGUGCACAGCAAGACUCAAGUGAUAAACGAAGCUGCUGAAGAAGAAAUUGAAAAGGAGCUCGAAGCAAAUGAGGUUUUGUACAAGGAGCUGUAUCUGAACGUAGACCAGUCUCCUGAGGCCUGCUUCCAUUACCCUGCACAGACUGAUCAACCAAUCGUACUGCCUGGUCAAUGUGAUGCUACCAUUGCUGGUUUAACCAACUUCGACGCAGUAGAGUUCGCAGGAAACUGGUAUCAAACCGCGCAGUACGACCCACUCCAGGGUCGCAGCUGUGCUGGUUCUAGGUUUACCUACAACUCAGAAUCUGAAGAACUAAGUAUUGUGGACUAUUUCGUCGUUAACGAAGACUUGGAGACCAGAGAGGCCACAGGCAGUGCGUCAAGCGAUGGAACUUUGACUGUUACUUGGUCUGAAGCUGAAACUGAAGAUUCGAACUCUAUGACGAUACGAAUUCUGAGCACCGAUUACACGAACUAUGCGGUAGCAUACACUUGUGUUAAUGAUGGUAACUGGCGUAGACAAGUGAGCGUCUGGGUGCUGAGUCGUGAAAGAGAAAUGUCGGCUGCUGGCACUCAAGGCGUCAACGCCCUUAUAGCCGCGCGACCAGAGUUAUACCAGAACUACUUCAGGGAAAUCCCUCAGCAUGAUGAAUGUCCAGAACCCAGUUCAGCAUUUAUAUUCAAAAGCAGUAUUAUUGUGAUACUUGUAUGUUCAUUGUUGCAGUUAGCUUUUAAUUAAGAAAUAAAUAUAUUUUAGUUAAAUAAGUUAUAGUCUUAAGACAUGUAACUUUUUAUAAGUUAUUUAUUCGUAAUUUCGAAUAAAAAAUAUUUUAUAUGUACAUAAUAAUAAA